Molecule: messenger RNA, 5910 nt
Organism: Leptosia nina
Lineage: Eukaryota; Metazoa; Arthropoda; Insecta; Lepidoptera; Pieridae
Source: the annotation of a GenBank genome assembly
AUGGCUCGGUGGCUGCCGGCCCUCGUGGCGUUUCUGUUCGUGACCGUCGCCGCGCGCAAGUCAGCCCCCAAGGAGCACGAGCCGCGCAUCGAAGAGGUGACCGCCAAGCAGCUCGAGCGACUCCUCAGCGAGAAGGACUUCGUGGCCGUGUACUGGUAUGCAAGAAGUUGUGUCACGUGCGAUAAGGUACUAGAGGAGUUAGAAAAAAUAGACGAUGACACGGACACAUUCGGCGUAGACUUCGUGAAGAUAAAUGACAAGAGGCUGGCGAAACAGCAUGGCAUCACGAAAUUCCCCGCCCUCACGUACUUCCGUGAGAAGGAACCGAUCAUUUACGAAGGAGAUCUCAUGGACGAAGAGAGCGUUCUGGAUUUCCUGACGAGCCUAGAAGCAAUGGACCUUCCAGACAGGAUAGAGGAAGUCAACCAGAAGAUCCUCGGGAAAAUAGUCGAGGACACGGAAUACGUAGCUGUACUCUUUUGUCCCGAUCACAAAAAUUGCGGCCCGAUGAACAAUAAACCUGAAUGUAAAAAGUGUGCGAAAGCUCUUCAAGAAUUGGAAAACAUUGACGAUGAAGCAGAUCAACUCGGCAUAGGAUUUGUAAAGAUCCACGACGAGGAACUUGCUGAAGAAUACAGUCUUGGAGAACUGCCAAGACUUGUAUACUACAGGCAUCAGAUACCUAUUAUCUAUGAAGCCGAAUUAAGCAGAGAGGAAGAUGUACUGGAAUGGCUCAUUGCGAACAAAUCGACUGGGGACGAAGAAGAUGUCAUCGAGGAUGUCACUGCAAAAACCCUGAAUACGCUGAUAGGAAACGUAGACAACUUAGUAGUACUUUUUUACGAUCACGGCGACGAUGAGUCCAUGACAGUUCUACAAGAAUUAGAGAAAAUAGAUGAUGAUUGUGAUCGCCACGGAAUACAAUUCGUUAAAAUCGAUGACAAAAAAGCAGCUCGGGAAUUUGGCAUUGACGAUGUUCCCUCGAUUGUCUACUUCGAAAAGCAAAUCCCCAAUGUUUAUGACGGUGACCUCGAAAAUGAGGACGAGAUAUUAGAAUGGCUUGUUGGUCAGUUAGAAAAGGAUGAAAUUGAAGAUGUAACGGAUGAAAUGUUAGAUCGUCUUAUUAAAGAUGGAAAAACUGUUGCUGUUCUCUUUUAUGAUAACAAUGAUCGCAAAUCCCAAAAGGUAUUAAACGAGCUGGAAAACAUCGACGAUGAAUGUGACCAACUUGGUGUUGCGUUCGUUAAAAUUGACAACGACGACGAAGCAAAAGAAUACGGAAUUGAAAAAAUUCCAACUUUGCUAUACUUUGAAAAGGGAAUUCCGACAUAUUAUGAGGGUAACUUAGAAGAGGAAGAGAAAGUACUAGCGUGGUUAAAGCAUCAAACAGAGAGCGAUGAAAUAGAAGACAUAACGGAUGAAAUGCUUGACUUAAUGAUUGAAAAAAUGCCAUACGUUGCUGUCUUAUUCUACGAUAAAGAUCAGAAGAAAAGUCAGAAAAUCUUAGCUGAAUUAGAAAAUAUUGACGAUGAAUGUGAUCAGAACGAUAUAGCUUUUGUGAAGAUCGAUGACGACAAAGAGGCUAAAGAAUAUGGUAUUGAAACUGUUCCCACUAUGGUGUUCUUUGAAAAGGGUAUUCCACACAUCUAUGAAGGGGACCUUAUGAAGGAAGACGAACUCUUAGGAUGGUUGGUUCAUCAAAAACGCCAUAGUGAAAUACCUGAAGUGACUGACGAAAUGAUGGAUAAGCUCGUAGACAAUACAAAGUAUUUAGCUGUAAUUUUCUACGAUAAGGAAGACAAGCAAGAUAUUAGAAUACUUAACGAAUUAGAAAACAUUGACGAUGAAUUAGAGAAAGAAGGAAUCGUUAUUGUCAGGAUAGAUAACGAUGCAGAAGCAAAGGAAUAUGGGAUUGAUCACCUCCCCACUCUCGUUUACUUCGAGGACAAUAUUCCUGCUAUAUAUGAAGGCGAUCUGAUGAACGAAGAUGAAGUAUUAGCUUGGUUAAUUGAACAGAAGAAUAGUGCAACAAUUGAGGAAGUUACCGACGAGAUAUUAACAGAUCUAAUUGAAGAACACGAAUAUGUAGUUGUCUAUUUCAGUGGUAGCUGUGAAGAAGGUGAAGAAUGUGAUAAUAUCUUAGAAGAACUAGAAAAUAUUGAUGACGAAUUAGAUGAAACUGGAAUCAUAUUUGUGACAACAGAAGAUAUGUCUCUCGCUAAAAAGUAUGGAAUUAAAACUUUCCCCGCGCUAGUUUUCUUCAGAAACAAGGAACCCCUUAUCUACAAGGGCGAUAUUGAGGAUGAAGAUGAAGUACUAGCUUGGCUCACAGAUGAAGAUACACUUGAAAUCCCUGGAAAGAUUGAAGAAGUCAACUCGAGAAUGUUAGAAAAAAUUUUAGAAGAAAACGACCACGUCGUUGUAUUUUUUUAUAAGGAAGGUGAUAAAAAGUCACAGAAGAUUCUUAGCGAGUUAGAAAACAUUGAUGACGAGUGUGAAGAAGAAAAUAUUGACUUUAUCAAAACAUCCGACGAAGGCGUGGAAAAGGAAUACGAUUUACCCGGACUUCCAGCUUUAGCUUUCUAUAGACAUAAAUUUAGAACAAUUUACGACGGAGACUUAAUGCACGAAGAAGCCAUCUUAAAAUGGGUUUUAGAUCUUCAGCACUCACAGCCAGAAGUUAUUGAAAAUGUAGAUAGAAAAACUUUAAAAGACCUCAUCAACGAUGUUGAGCAUUUAGCUGUAUUUUUUUAUAAUGAUGAUUGUGAUACGUGUGAUGAAAUUUUGGAAGAAUUAGAAACCAUUGAUGAUGACACAGACAAACAUGGAAUUCAGUUUGUAAAGUCUAAAGAUUCUAAGUUAGCGUCCGAUAUUGGUAUAUUUAGUUUUCCAGCACUAGUCUACUACGAGACUGGAGUACCAAUAAUGUACGAUGGUGACUUAAAGAACGAAAAUAAGGUUCUCCAGUGGCUAAUAGAUCAAAAAAGAGCCGUUUCAAGCAAAUUUCUUCAAGGUGGCAAGCGAGAAAGUCUUCGAAACAAGAUAAAAAAUGCCCACAGUAGUGACGAUGAUGAUGAUGACGACGACGAUGAUGAUAAUGACAGCGACGAUGAUAAAUUUAUAAAAAAAAUAAAAACCAGUUCUAGAUCUAAAGUAACUUACAAAACCAAUAAAAAAAUAAUUUUAAAUAAAAAUACUGCAACUAAAUAUAGGGACGAUGACGAUGAUGAUGGUGAUGAAGGCGACGAUGACGAUGACGACGACAAUGAUGACGAUGAUGGCGACGACGACGAUGAUGGUGACGACGACGAUGAUGGCGACGACGACGAUGAUGGUGACGACGACGAUGAUAGCGACGACGGUGACGAUGACGAUGAAGAUAACUUAUCUAAAUCAGUUUAUAAAUUAAAAUCAUUAGCCCGUCGACGAUAUCAAGAUGGUAGUAAUGACGAUGAUGACGAUGACGGUGAUGAUGACGAUGACGAUGAUGACGAUGACGAUGAUGACGAUGACGAUGAGGACAGUAACUCCAAUAGCAUAGAAAGCUCGUUUGCAGGCGAUCGCUGUUUCUACAUUGGAUUGGGGGCGAAACCGGCUGUCCCUAAAGUGACAUAUGAACCAUACCAGUGCUGUCCCACUAAAGUCCAAAGCCCAACGAAGGUAGCCAAGGCGACGCCCACCAAAGUUCCGGCGAAGAAACUCGGAAAGGAGAAACAAGUCUUGCCCGAGAGACCUACGAAGGGAAAGAACAAGGCCCUGGCCAAACCAGAAAAAGCGGGCAAAGGAAAGAAAGGGAAUCUAUUCGAUGAAAACGAAGUUCUAGAAUGGAUGGUCAAACAAAAGGAAGACGAAAGCAUCGAAGAAAUCGAUAGAGAUACACUGUUCAAGUAUAUUGAAACUAAGGAGUUUUUAGCAGUCGUUUUCUAUAAAGAAGAAGAUCCAGGAAGUCCACGAAUUUUAAGACACGUCGAGCUUAUAGAUGACGAAGCAUCAGAAUAUGGUAUAAAGAUUGUCAAGUGCAGCGAUCGCCUUAUGGCCAAGAAGUACGGUUUUCGAAAUCCGCCCGGCAUCACGUACUUCCGUAAAACAAAGCCUAUCAACUACGACGGUGACAUGGACGACGAGGAGGAGAUACUAGAUUGGUUGACCAAUCCAGAAAACAUGGAGUUAACAGAUCACAUUGAGAAAGUGAAUCGCAAAAUGUUUCAGAAAAUAAGGCAGACGUCAGAUUACGUUGCUGUGUUCUUUUACAGUAAUGACUGCAAACAGUGUCCCCGAGUUUUGGCUGAGAUUGAGCACAUAGACGAUGAUGCGGAUGGAGCUGGGAUAAAUUUUGUAAAGAUUGAUGACCGACAAAUGGCCAAAGAGUUUGGAGUUUUUGCAUUGCCUGCGGUACUUUUCUUCAAAAUGGGCUCCAAGGAUCCUGUCAUAUACGCUGGUGACUUAUACGAUGAACAACAGCUAUUAAGUUGGCUUCUGGUACAAAAAAAUCCAGCAGGAGACGUUAUAGAAGCACUGGAAGGUCAAGAACUACUUGAUGUUAUUGAAGAAGCUCCAUCUAUAGCUGUUUAUUUCUAUUCCUUGGAUUGCGAGCAAUGCACUGGUAUUUUAGAAGAAUUAGAGAAUAUAGACGAUGAUUGCGAUAGACAUGGAAUAAAAUUUGUCAAGACGCAAGAUUACGCUAUAGCUGAGUCAUAUGGCGCUACUGACUUCCCAGUCCUCGUUUAUUUCGAAAACAAUAUUCCGAACGUUUACGAAGGUUCCCUGGCUGAAGAAGAAGAAGUGCUUCAAUGGCUCAUAACGCAGAAAACUGAAGAUCGUAUAGAACUUAUAACUAGGGUGAUGUUGGAGAAAAUGGUGGAUGAAACGCAGUACCUAGCUGUUUAUUUCUAUAAGCUUAACUGCCAUAUUUGUGACCAUAUACUAGAGGAGCUUGAAAAAAUUGACGACGAAUGUGACGUAUACGGUAUCCACAUGGUGAAAAUUCAAGAUCCUCAACUUGCUAAAAGAUAUUCUAUUAAGACCUUCCCAGCAAUGGUAUACUUUAGAAAUGGCAAUCCGCUAUUAUUUGAAGGCGAUUUACAAAAUGAGGAAUCUAUCUUAGAAUGGCUCAUUGAUGAUGAAAAUCGCGAAUUAGCUGAUGAAAUAGAAUCUGUUAACGAUAGAAUGUUGGAGAGAUUGUUGUUUGAAUCCCAUUUACUUGCAGUGUUCUUCUAUGACGAUGAAGAUUGCCCAGAAUGUCAAGAGAUCCUCGAAGCAUUGGAACAAAUUGACGGAGAGGUAGACCAAUUUGGAAUCGAUUUUGUCAAAAUAGCUAGUCCUGAAGCGGCAGCACAGUACAACAUUAUAAACAUACCGUCUUUAGUCUAUUUCCGUAAACGAGUGCCGAUGCCUUACGAUGGUGAUUUACAUCAAGUAGACAGAGUCUUACAAUGGCUAACAUCUCAAGAGGUUUUUGAAAUCAAAAACGAAAUUGAAGAGGUUAACCGAAAGAUGUUGGACAAACUCUUAGAAGAGAAUGAGUUCUUGGCUGUUUAUUUCUAUGAAAACUCAGCGGAGAGCCGAAUAGUUCUGGAUAAAUUGGAAAAUAUUGACAGCGAGACGGACAACUUAGAUAUUACAUUUGUAAAGAUGCACGAUCCCCGCUACGCCCGUAAGUGGGGGGUUACAAAACUACCUGCGAUCGUUUACUUCAGGAAACGAUUUCCAAGUAUUUACAGAGGCGAUGUAAUGGCGGAAGACGAAGUUCUGGAAUGGCUGCGGAAGAAUAGAUUCCGACAACCAGAACUAAACAUAUUUAUGUAUGCUUUAAUAGCGCUUUCGAUAGCAUUCGUGAUGUACACAGCGUUCCUUCUGCAAUGUUUCAAGCCUGCGCCGGCGACGACUACCCAACACCCUAAGCAAGCAUGA